AUGGCAUUUCUUUCUGGAAUUAAGAAGAAUCUCAACAGAGCAGGAACAACUUUGAAACAAAGAACAGGAGGUGGCGACAAGACAUUAGAUAAUGAAUUUGAGGAAGAGCUUGAAAGAUUCAAGUCACUCGAGAAGAAAUCUGAGAAGUUAUCAAAGCAUGCAAAAGAGUACAUUGAUUCAACCAGAGCUAUUAUUGCUUCGCAGUCUAGAUUAGUUCAAGUGAUGGAGAAACUAUAUGGCGAUGAUGCUUUCAACAACACUGCUUUAGCUGAGUACAAAAGAGCGAUUGAAGCUCUAGAGAAGGAAUCCAAGGAUAAUUUGGACCCUGCCUAUCAAAAAGCAGUAAUGGAGCCUCUUGCUCGAUUUGUAUCCUACUUUCCCGAGGUAAAUGAAGCAGUGAAGCGUCGCAACAAGAAAUUACUCGACUACGAUGCUCAACGAUCCAAAGUGAGAAAGUUGAUUGACAAACCUGUCGAGGAUCCUCAACGCUUACCAAGAGCCGAACAAGAGGCUAAUUUGGCUCGAGAAAUGUAUGAAAAUAUCAACACCAUUUUAAUCAAUGACUUGCCCAAGGUGGUUGAUUUACGAGUGCCUUAUUUGGAUCCCGUAUUUGAAGCCCUAGUCAAAUCACAGCUCAUCUUUUCUCAAACAGGUUAUGAAAAGUUGGAAGGCAUGAGAAACUAUAUACCUCCUGAAAAUGAAAAUGAUAGAAGAGUUGAUGAUGUUUUGCAGCAAAUGCGUGAAUUGACCAUCUGUGGUAACUUUUAA
Mucor velutinosus is the source of this 768-nucleotide messenger RNA. RefSeq lists its product as uncharacterized. Gene Ontology annotation, molecular function: lipid binding; protein binding. Bases 1 to 768 code for a protein of 255 amino acids. The record is from RefSeq and is a predicted model, not a curated record. The transcript has 6 exons. Gene Ontology annotation, biological process: actin cortical patch localization; plasma membrane tubulation; endocytosis. NCBI's taxonomy places the organism in Eukaryota, Fungi, Mucoromycota, Mucoromycetes, Mucorales, Mucoraceae. Gene Ontology annotation, cellular component: mating projection tip; medial cortex; Rvs161p-Rvs167p complex.